AUGGCGGUUUUCCAAUCGAAAAAUUACCCCAGUGCUGCCAAUGCUGGCACUCUCGCUGCGAGAUAUCGCGUGUUGCUAGCCAAGCAUCCGUUCUUGUUAUUUGGCCUGCCAUUCAUGUCUAUCAUCGUAGCCGGUUCUUUUGUCCUGACCCCAGCCACGGCGGUACGCUACGAGAAGCACGACCGGCGAGUCAGACAAAUGACUCGCGAGGAGGAAUUGGGAGUUGGCAAGUCGGGCCGCAAAAUCAAUAUCAAGGACGAAUACUAUAGGUUGGCAGCGAAAGAUCUCGAAAACUGGGAGCAGAAGCGUGUCAAGAGGCUUCCCGGCGAACCUGAUGGGGCCCUAUAA
This is a messenger RNA of Durotheca rogersii, 348 nucleotides long. RefSeq names its product cytochrome c oxidase assembly protein COX16-domain-containing protein. The record is from RefSeq and is a predicted model, not a curated record. Gene Ontology annotation, cellular component: mitochondrial inner membrane. Bases 1 to 348 code for a protein of 115 amino acids. Lineage: Eukaryota; Fungi; Ascomycota; Sordariomycetes; Xylariales; Xylariaceae. Gene Ontology annotation, biological process: mitochondrial respiratory chain complex IV assembly. The transcript is spliced from 2 exons.